Messenger RNA from Thrips palmi, 1304 nucleotides. RefSeq lists its product as uncharacterized. Lineage: Eukaryota; Metazoa; Arthropoda; Insecta; Thysanoptera; Thripidae. The transcript has 8 exons. The record is from RefSeq and is a predicted model, not a curated record. The coding region runs from base 268 to 1011 and encodes 247 amino acids.
CAGGGAUCACAUGCGCUAAAGGGCGUAAACACAGAAACAAAAACAAUAACAAACAGCUGCCGCUCUCGCAGCACAGGUGCACCAUCCUCUCUACAGCAGUUGCCAACGUAAAAGGAGAGGCGCGGAGCGAGAGCGGGAAACGAGUGUAGGUGUGAGUAAGUGUGAAAUCGCUUCCCUCUUGCAACAAGCACUUGUUGUAAAGAGUAUCCAAGGGCAGGAGGAACUGCAUUUAUCUUUUCCAGUGAAGUUAACUUGUGCCUAUACACGAUGGCAAGCUCAGCACACCACAAUAUAGAUUCGUGUGCCCAGUGUGAUGAUGACUUUGAUUUGGGCAUUGUGGUUCGUCGUUUAACAGAAGAGGUAGAGCACAUGGUCAAGAUAGUGACAAUCAAAAAAAAUGCCCUGUGCAAUGUGCAGGGCAGAGUGACUGCUCUGUGUGCAACUCUUCUUGAUCAAGGUACCAAUACAGUUCGUGCUCUAAGGAAUGCAUUUCUGGCUAAAGUUCGCCUUUGUGAAGCAGAGCGUGCUAUUAGCAGGGCUCUAGCACCACACUGCAUUGGGCAGCACUCCAGCAAGCAGGAAAGGGAUGCAGCAAGAGGCAUGGCAGCUCAGCUCAAGCUCCGUGUCGAGGUAUUGCGCUUAUUCCAAGGUGAUGGUUCGGGUAAGAUGCUGAAGAGCACGUAUAAAGGGCUGGAGAAUGCCCUUGAAGUAUUGUCUAGUGAACUAACAGGACUAGCUGAGCGUCACCGCACUUUGCUUGCCAUGUUGUCUUGCCGAAACAAAGCUGUUUUACAAGAGAGGGUGUACACACCAGAUGUAAAGUUACAGCUAGAGUCUCGCUGGAUGCAUGUGUCUAGCACUGUAGACAGCCAGCAUGACAAGAUGAAGAACUGCAAAUCUGUCUUGUGUGUGACUUCAUCAGAACUCGUUUUAUUCACGGAAUCACAAGCACGUUCAGAUGCACUUCGUCAGCUGUGUUUGGAAAUUCAACAGACAGGAUCCUUGCUCUGAUCAUAUUUUUCAAUGAGUAGACCAAAGAAAAAGAAAGGAUUAGGUGUUAUUAGUUAAAUAGACACUUCAUUAACCAAUAACAGGAUUUGACACAUUUAUUCAGCAGAAAUUUUAUACAACUUUUAUGCUGACUUCUUGCUUAAAAUUUAACUAUUCAAGUGUGUCGCUUUUGGAUUUUAUACUUUAGUGAUAAAAGCUUUUUGAUAUUUUCAAUUGAUUUUAUUGUUUAUACAGUUUCAACUAUUGUCAAUUGCAAAAGCAUAACAGUUUAGGAGGGGGAUGUUUGAUUUUAA